GGGAGACCCCCAACUCUCCUGUCCUGUGUGGAUGUGAUCGCCCUAAAGGGACUUGCAGCCUUUGCAUUCCGCUCAUUCCAGCCGCGGCGAACAAUCAGCUCUCAGUUAUUUAUUGGUGCUCUGCGCUGCGCUCCCUCAGUCUGCUGCUGCUGCUGUCUGCGCGCUCACACGGAGACUUUCAUGGAGGAGAGCAGAGAGAGCACACUAAUCUGUGGACUACGUUGUUUCAAUUGAGCGCAGAAAACUGAGAAAUAACACCACGCUACAUUCAGUGUUUGGACUGUGAUGUGACUUUAUUUCGAUUUGUGAUUCAUAAAGCUCCAGACUUCCCUUGUUGGCACUAUUUUCUGCUAAUUUCUCACUGACUGAAAUGAGAACCGCUGAGGAUUCAUCUGGCACGGUCCUGCACCGUCUUAUCCAGGAGCAGCUCCGCUUCGGGAAUCUUACGGACACUCGCACACUCCUGGCCAUCCAGCAGCAGGCCCUGCGUGGAGGCAGCAGCAGCAGUGGUGGCGGGGGCGCAGGGAGUCCUCGCUCCUCUCUGGAGAGUCUGACUCAGGACGAGUCUCAGUACAUGCAGAUGUCCACACGACAGGAGCCUCAGGGCCAGGAGCACAAAGGGGACAGCCUGCACUCUGAGAGCCAGGUGUGCCAUCUGUACCAGCUCCAUGGAGAGGAGCUGCCCACAUACGAGGAGGCAAAGGCCCACUCGCAGUACCUGAUCUCCCAGCAGGCCGAGCAGGAGGCCCCCAGCAUGGACGUAAUGGGGGGUCACAGCGAGGGACAGUGGGAUCUGAAGAGGGAACAUGCUCGCUCCCUCAGCGAGAGGCUCCUUCAGCUUUCUCUGGAAAGGAAUGGAGCUCGACACAGUGCAGCUUUGAGCUCCUCGCACAGCUACCCACAGCUGUACAACCAUGUCACAAACUCUCAUGAAGGGAUGCAGCAAAGUGUGGACCAGCGAGGACCACCUCCGGACUAUCCUGUCUUUGCCAGACUUCCUGGAUAUAUGCUGAGCCACUCACAAGAGCAUGGACAGUACUUCAGAGACCCUGCUCCUCCUCCCUUCUACCCUCAGCCUCACAGCAGGUAUGUGUCUGCUCAUUCCCAGGUGGCUCACAACACCAACACAAUCGAAGCCUCAAGCAAUAACUCUGCUCAGACCGACAUGUUGAUGCGGGAGAACGAGCGGCUCAGGAAGGAGCUGGAGGUCUACGCCGAGAAGGCCGCCAGGUUGCAGAAGUUGGAGCUGGAGAUUCAAAGGAUUUCUGAAGCGUAUGAGACUCUGAUGAAAGGCUCUGCAAAGCGGGAGACUCUGGAGAAAACAAUGAGGAAUAAACUAGAGGCGGAGAUUAAGAGGAUGCACGACUUCAACAGAGACCUAAGAGAACAACUCGACUCGGCCACCAAACAACGAACAGCAAAGGAGGCAGAGUGUUCAGAGCAGAGACAGCACGUCUUUGUUAAACUGCUGGAGCAAAAUGAAGAGCAGCAGCGGGAGCGUGAACAGCUUGAGCGGCAGAUACAACACCUGCGCAUCUCUGGGGAGGAGUGCCAACGGAGACGGGAGAUCCUGGAGCAGGCUUUGGCUACGACUCAGGCUAGAAACAGACAGCUGGAGGAAGAGCUGCAGAGGAAGAGAGCCUAUGUGGAGAAGGUGGAGCGGCUGCAGAGCGCACUGGCUCAGCUGCAGGCAGCGUGUGAAAAGAGGGAAGCGCUUGAGAUGCGACUACGUACACGACUGGAGCAGGAACUGAAGAGCCUCAGAGCACAACAGUCUCAGAACCAGGCAGCAGACUCCUCAUCUUCAGAGCUGAGCUCGUCCAGGCUGCAGCAGCAGCUCAGGGAGAAGGAGGAGCGUAUUCUGGCCCUGGAAGCAGACAUCACUAAGUGGGAGCAGAAGUACCUGGAGGAGAGCACCAUGAGGCAGUUUGCGAUGGAUGCAGCUGCAACUGCUGCAGCACAGAGAGAUACAACCAUCAUCAAUCACUCACCUCGACAUUCUCCUAACAGCAGUUUUAAUGAAGACCUGCCUUUGUCGAGUCAAAGACAUCAGGAGAUGGAGAAAAGGAUCCGUGCUCUUCAUGCUCAGCUCCUGGAGAAAGACGCCGUAAUCAAAGUCCUGCAGCAACGCUCCAAAUGGGAGCAGGGCAAGCUUCGACUCGCCAGAUCCGUCCCCUCCAUCAACACCGUGUCCAGCAACACGGAGAGCAAAGGAAAGAGCCUCUCAGAUGACCAGACAGGUGCUGCUGCCCUGCAAAUCAAAACCAGGGUGUUGCCUAAGGGCCUGACCCGGGACUCCAGCACCCAAAGUGAUGAGGCCCAGGAGCCAGAACCCAGCAAGACUCCUGAUGUGAUCUCAGCAGCUACAACUAACGCCUCGGAGGAGCCAAAGGCAGCACUCAAGACAUUCAAGAGCAUCAACAGCUCAGACGCAGAGGUAGUUGAAAUCCUCAUUUGAGUGCUCGCUGCAGCUGACAUGACUGAGCGAUGACAGAGACACUUGGCCGGGUUGUUAAAGGCCUACAUGACGUCUGCUGCAAGUAAAGAACGUCUGACUGUCUGUCGUCGGAGUAAAUGAACAGAGUCCAGAAUGAGGCAUGGUUUGGAGAGGAGAGCUGAGCUUUCCUUCGACUGUGCAAUGACUCAUGAUUGUGAAUUCCUAAAGGUACAUGGACUGUUUGAGCGCUACGAUGGGAAAGGGGCUGCUGAUUGUGCAUACGUUGUGCAUGUGACUUUUUUUGUUAUGUAUUGUAUUUAUAUUUAUAUAAGUGCUGCUCAUGUUGUGAUGUUAUUUGAUGUUUGAGACGUAAGAAGCACAUGGAUCACUUGUCCUGCUCUGCUCCACUUAAAUUAUAAACCCAUGUACUCACUUUCCUGGAUUAAGUUUAAACAUAUCUAUGUUUCAUUCCCAGUAGUGAUCCUGUUACCAUGCCCUCUCAUUGUAAUGGGAAUAUUUAUAUUUAAAAUGACUCAGUGUAAGCAUCCUUGCGUGUUUCCAUGCUAUGUUUGAGGAUUAUUCUGUUUAACAGAACAACUCAAACCUAAAUUAACAGUUGCUCCUCUCUUUAAAAUACAUUCGGGCCCCUACUCACAGCUCAGCACAGGAUUUGGAAACUUCCCUUGAAUGCGGAGCCUCCAGCACCUCCGCUCAUUUCUCUCUUAAAAAAGCCUGCGAGGAUUGACAGCGUUUCACGGAGGUCUAAUUUUCCAGAUCCCGGGUUAAUGUUGGGGCCUCACAUGGCGGCUGCCCAACAUUUCACUCCCCUCCGCUGACACGCUGGAGCUAAUCUUCUCACAUUCCCCUCGCUAAGGGAAUGCUCCCGUUAAAGAAAAAAGGCUAUCUAAAGUCUGACCCCUCGCCCUUGUUAAAAUGGCACACAUUCUCCACAUGAUUCCUCGUCCUGGGUUGGUUAUUUCUUCAGAGCCGUGGUGGCUGGUUCCUCCAUGAGCGCAGAAAUGGUCAACUAUAAUUGGCCUGCAUUUGCUACUCUAUUUGUUGUCCCCAUCACUGUGUUAUAUUCAGACGUGUUUUCUCCAUUGCUCACAUUUCUGACUGUACCCCCAACAUGGAAUCUUCUAUUUAUUUCUCCCUGCAUGGUGCGGGAUCACUGGACACUGCUGAAUGUAGACUCCUGUUUUCCAAGGCUGUGUUUUAUAUUUAACUGGAAAUUCAGAUUUCCUCAAAGGGGAAUACAGCUGAAACUUAAAAGUGUCUGAUUUUCAACCUGACAACAUAAAGACAUGAGUAUCUGUGUCAAGCUCCACAAAUAUCAUGUGAAAUGUCAAACCUCUGGGUUCCCCUUCAUACUUUCCACCAUUUUUCCCGUCACAAUGCAUUUGCUGGUCAAUGCAGUGUGUCCUUUGACGUAAUGCCCUUCACUUUGUUUGGAAUGUGUUUACAUGAAUGGCUAUUUGAAGUGAGAGAAGUUAAUAUAUUUUCCUUUUUGUCUCCAUUUAUAUUUUCUGUAUUUGUAUUGUUUUCUGGUGCCAAAGAUGUACUCUAAGUUAUAACCGUUGUCAAACACAAAAGGUCCCGUCAAGGCGCCUUGCUUCAGCUGGUUGACCCAUAUUUUUUUUGUGGCUGUGAACUUUUGUAAAGGAAACAUUUGUUUGUACGCCUUAACAUUUCACCAUAGAUUAAAAUUCUUAAUAUAUGUCUCAGAAAA
Molecule: messenger RNA, 4166 nt
Organism: Notolabrus celidotus (New Zealand spotty)
Lineage: Eukaryota; Metazoa; Chordata; Actinopteri; Labriformes; Labridae
Gene: amotl2a
Product: angiomotin like 2a
Exons: 12
Coding region: 371-2458 (695 amino acids)
Biological process (GO): hippo signaling; regulation of cell migration; angiogenesis
Cellular component (GO): bicellular tight junction; cytoplasmic vesicle; plasma membrane
Source: RefSeq, a predicted model, not a curated record